This is a messenger RNA of Meriones unguiculatus (Mongolian gerbil), 3223 nucleotides long. RefSeq names its product matrix metallopeptidase 15 (gene Mmp15). The transcript has 10 exons. The coding region runs from base 56 to 2029 and encodes 657 amino acids. Gene Ontology annotation, biological process: proteolysis; collagen catabolic process; extracellular matrix organization. The record is from RefSeq and is a predicted model, not a curated record. Gene Ontology annotation, cellular component: extracellular matrix. NCBI's taxonomy places the organism in Eukaryota, Metazoa, Chordata, Mammalia, Rodentia, Muridae. Gene Ontology annotation, molecular function: zinc ion binding; metalloendopeptidase activity.
UCCAGCGAGCCAGCCCCGCUUGCAGCGCUCCGGACCCGGCUGGCGGCCAAAGAGCAUGGGCAGCGACCAGAGCGCGCCCGGACGGCCGUGCUGCACUGGCGGCUGCCCCAGCGGCCGAGCUUGGCUGCUCCCGCUGCUACUACUGGUGCUUCUGGACUGUCUGGGCCGCGACGCAGCGUCUGAGGACGCCGAAGUGUACGCCGCUGAGAACUGGCUGCGGCUCUAUGGCUACCUGCCACAGCCUAGCCGGCACAUGUCUACCAUGCGCUCUGCCCAGAUCCUGGCCUCUGCCCUUGCCGAGAUGCAGCGCUUCUACGGGAUCCCUGUCACCGGUGUGCUCGAUGAAGAGACAAAGGCGUGGAUGAAGCGGCCCCGCUGUGGGGUACCCGAUCAGUUUGGAGUACGGGUGAAAGCCAACCUGCGUCGGCGGAAACGUUACACCCUGACAGGAAAGACGUGGAACAGUUACCACCUAACCUUCAGCAUCCAGAACUACACGGAAAAGCUGGGCUGGUACAAUUCAAUGGAGGCGGUGCGCAGGGCUUUCCAAGUGUGGGAGCAGGUCACGCCCCUGGUCUUCCAGGAAGUGCCCUAUGAUGACAUUCGGCUACGAAGGCGAGAGGAGGCUGACAUCAUGGUACUCUUUGCCUCCCGCUUCCAUGGCGACAGUUCACCGUUUGAUGGCGUGGGUGGCUUUCUGGCCCACGCUUAUUUCCCUGGCCCUGGUAUGGGUGGGGACACCCAUUUCGACGCAGAUGAGCCCUGGACCUUCUCCAGCACUGACCUGCAUGGAAUCAGCCUCUUUCUGGUGGCCGUGCAUGAGCUGGGUCAUGCCCUGGGGCUGGAGCACUCGAGCAACCCCAGCGCCAUCAUGGCACCAUUCUAUCAGUGGAUGGACACUGACAACUUCCAGCUGCCCGAGGAUGACCUUCGGGGUAUCCAGCAGCUCUAUGGCUCCCCAGAUGGUAAGCCACAGCCCACCCGGCCUCUCCCCACUGUGAGGCCCCGGCGGCCAGGACGGCCAGACCACCAGCCACCUCGGCCUCCCCAGCCACCACAUCCAGGUGGGAAGCCAGAGAGGCCCCCCAAGCCAGGGCCCCCACCCCAGCCCCGAGCCACAGAGAGGCCUGACCAGUAUGGCCCCAACAUCUGCGAUGGCAACUUCGACACAGUGGCUGUGCUCCGUGGAGAGAUGUUUGUGUUCAAGGGCCGAUGGUUCUGGCGAGUCCGGCACAACCGUGUUCUGGACAACUAUCCCAUGCCAAUUGGCCACUUCUGGCGUGGUCUGCCCGGGAACAUCAGUGCUGCCUACGAGCGCCAGGAUGGACAUUUUGUCUUUUUCAAAGGUAACCGCUACUGGCUUUUCCGAGAAGCGAAUCUGGAGCCCGGCUACCCCCAGCCACUGAGCAGCUACGGUACAGACAUCCCCUAUGACCGCAUCGACACGGCCAUCUGGUGGGAGCCCACAGGUCACACCUUCUUCUUUCAAGCAGACAGGUACUGGCGCUUCAACGAGGAGACACAGCAUGGAGACCCUGGCUACCCCAAGCCCAUCAGUGUCUGGCAGGGAAUCCCCAACUCUCCCAAAGGAGCCUUCCUCAGCAACGAUGCAGCCUAUACCUACUUCUACAAGGGCACCAAAUACUGGAAAUUCAACAAUGAGCGCCUGCGGAUGGAACCCGGCCACCCCAAAUCCAUCCUGCGGGACUUCAUGGGCUGCCAGGAGCAUGUGGAGCCCCGACCACGAUGGCCAGAUGUGGCUCGUCCACCCUUCAACCCCAACGGGGGUGCGGAGCCUGAGGCGGAUGGUGACAGCAAGGAAGAGGAUGUGGGAGACAAGGAUGAGGGCAGCCGCGUGGUAGUGCAGAUGGAGGAGGUGGUUCGGACAGUGAAUGUGGUGGUGGUGCUGGUCCCCUUGCUGUUGUUGCUCGGCAUCCUGGGCCUGGCCUUCGCCCUGGUGCAGAUGCAGCGCAAGGGUGCGCCCCGCAUGCUGCUCUACUGCAAGCGCUCGCUGCAGGAGUGGGUGUGAUCGCAUCCCGCCCGCAGCACCCAGUGCUCAGGUCCACAGGGGGCAGGCCUGUGGUUUCCAGAUGCUCCUUAUGCCCGGGUGUCUGGCACCUUCUCUCGGAAUUUGUUUCUGCUUUCCUCACUGGGGCCAAGAGAUGCUGAGAGUUCUGAGUGGACCGCCCCACACAGGGACUAAGGGACAGAGUCUCCGGAAGGUGGCAGGGGGCUGGGAAGCUUCUUCAGCUCUGGCUCUCCUCAGCCUGAACCUCUCUCCUCCCAUGACAAGAGCUGUGUUUGCCUUGAAGGAGCCCAGCUAGGGCUCUACCCUCCUGAAUUUGCCUUAGGAAGAACAGAGGGCCCAAGGGCCACCCUGAUUACCUGGGGGCUGGGUUCCUUCUUAGGCUGCUUCUGAGAGCCUAGAAGCCUGAGAAAGCCCUCCCCAUCCUUCCCAUCCAGCAGCACCCUCUUGCCCCUGGGUCUGCAGCUUCUUUCCUCUCGGAAGGGGCCCUGAACCUGUCUCACCAAGGACCAAAGGGAGCCUGCCGAGCUCCCCUCCCUAGUGCUGGUGACUGGCUUCUACUUCCUUAGGCUGCCCACAUUCUCUUUCAUUACACCCACAGGUCUCAGGAGGCUGAGCACUCCCCCACCCUCCAGCUUCUGCUGCCCUUGUCCCAAGCCUUGGAGAAAUGGGGCUGGGAGGCACACAGACUAGGGUACCAGAAAUCCCGAGACAGUGCCUGAUGGUAUGGAUGCCCAGGAUAUCACAGACCAGGCUUAUGGGAUUCCCCACUUCCUGAUCCCUAUCCCUCUAUGACACUACUAGGCUCAGGUCAGCAGCUUAUCCCACACAGAGACUGUGGAACCCCCAGAGGAAUCUACUGUGGCCUCAGAGGUCUGUCCUAAGGGUAUAAAGGGGCCUCCCUUCCUCUUUUCGUUUUGGAGUCAGCAGGGAAAUGGGAAAUGGUACUGUACAGCUGGCUCUGUCCCCUCUGCCUCCCUAAAGCCUUGAGCAGUGAAGGGCUGUCACCCAGGAUCCUUUGGGCCACCACCUCUCUCCUAGUGUUGGAGUCUCAUAGCCUAGCGCUAGAGGUGGGGGAGGGUCACUCAUCAGACACCCCCUCUGCAGAACCUGAGAGCCAGCGGGGGUGGGGGCGACAUCCACCUCCAUCAUUGAGUUCUGUAAAUAUUCUGCACUGAUUAAAUGUACAGCAGGUGA